AUGUUAUUUCCCAGCACAUACUCCCCAAGACUCGACAGCAACGUGACCACGUUGCAGCCGGUCAAUCCGUCAUCCGCAGAUAUACAACCGAGACGCUCUUCACCCGAGGUAUACCUCUCGUUGGCGUGUUAUGGAAUUCUUGUGAUAACUAUCCUUUGUGGUAACAGCCUUGUUGUUUCAGCCUACGUGUUAAACAAAUGGCUACGCAGAGCUCUCACACACACCCUGAUAAUAGGACUGGCGCUGGCUGACCUUCUGAUUGGGUUAGUUUCUGUGCCCAUUUGGAUGUGUAUUACUCUGUGGAAUCAUCGUGGCAAGCCGUUCAAUGUGCAAAUUUAUCAACUUUACAUAAUUGCUGAUAUAUUUAUCGGAGGCGCAUCUAUUCUUCAGCUAACUGCUAUUGGCAUAGAAAGAUCCCACGCCAUUCUGAGACCAUUUCAGCAUCGCCGUCUUCAACAGAAAACCUUGUACAUUACAGUAGCCUCAAUUUGGGUUUUCUCUGCUGUUCUGUCUUCACUACAGCCUUUGCAGUAUGGAACGGACUGGCAGGUGCCAUACACCAUUCUUACAGCAAGUGCUUGUUUCUUCAUUCCAGUGUUGAUCAUUAUCACUGCUUACGGCAGCAUUUUUGUGGUUGCUAUGAAAAGGAAAAAAUUACAGAGCCAAAAUCAGACACAAACGUCUUUAGAUAAGGAGAUGAAACUUUGUGGGACCAUCGCUCUCAUAACGUUGUUGUUCAUCAUAGCAUGGCUUCCACUUUUCACCUUGACAAUGCUGGCCACGUUUGAUCCUAAAGCUCUCCCGAAGCCGAUCAUUUUUUCUCGCCUACUGCACUUUGUUAAAUGGAUGCAUUACAGUUCAAGUGCCAUUAAUCCAUUCUUGUACUCUCACCGAAACACCGACCUGCGCAGGACCAUUUCUGUGAUUCUGCGGCGUCUGGUUAUAAGAAAAGGACCUGGUUUGAAUGAAGUGUUUAGAAGACGCCACAGCAGCUUGUCCACUCUGCCUUUAAGAAGCUUGAGUAUCACUUCAGAUCAGAGUCGUAAGACGAGCAUAGAAAGCUGCCAACAGUGUCUCCCCAGGGCUCCAUCUGAAUUUGUGUCGUCGUAUGCUAACAUUAGGAGACUCGGCUCCCUGUUUGAACAAAAAGAAAAAGAGAAUGUAUCGGCUGAAGAGAGCAACAAACUUUGA
This is a messenger RNA of Pocillopora verrucosa, 1191 nucleotides long. RefSeq names its product D(1) dopamine receptor-like. The record is from RefSeq and is a predicted model, not a curated record. Lineage: Eukaryota; Metazoa; Cnidaria; Anthozoa; Scleractinia; Pocilloporidae. Gene Ontology annotation, biological process: G protein-coupled receptor signaling pathway. Gene Ontology annotation, cellular component: plasma membrane. Gene Ontology annotation, molecular function: G protein-coupled receptor activity.